AUGGACACACUAUGGAACAUCAACAACUGGCAACAAACUCGGCCAGCAGAGCCCGGCGAGAUCGAUUUGCGGCCACGCUUGCAAACACUGAGAGACCUUCUCAGUCACUUUACCCAGGAGCUGUACCACCAUCCCUACGACGCCGAUUGCUGGUUACGGCGCGGAGAGGUUCUUGCGAUGCUACGCUAUCCCGAGCUUGCAGUGGGUGACACGUACAAAGCUCUUCUGUUAACCCGACAAGCAUUGGCCGGCUUUGAAGACAGGCGGAUGCGGCUUGGGUAUCGUAUGGGCUUCUGGAUGCUCGAGGAGAGCUCGACCGGCGAAGAUGACUGGAGAGAUACACUUGAGCAGAGAUUAGCCGAUAUACAGUCACAGGCGCAUAUUGUUGAGACACAGAAUCUCUAUCACUUUCCGACGUUCGAAGAGGGACGAUACCUGCAGCGCCCUUAUCCUUGGAUGCAAAGGCGACACUGCUUCCGUGACGACAGCCUAUUAUCAGCCAUCAACGAGGAGUUCGCGGCUCAAGCCCGCAGCCACGGGGACGGGAAAGCGUGCUGUGUGCUGCAACGCCACGCUUUCGGCAAGUCUAGCGACAGAGGACGCGAUUCGAGCGAGGUACUUGGUGUCUUCGCUGGGUGCGACAUGCUCGCAGACACGACCCUCGUUGUCGAUAAGACCGAGAUUUGGGGCUGUAUCGGAGCCGGUCGCAACAACAAUCGCGACAACUUGCAUGGCGGACUGGGCUGUCCGGAUCCGAUUCAUCCCAACUUGCCGUCAGAUGCGGUUGAGGAAGACCUAAGAUGGAUACGUGAACGGGCUGGUAGCAGUGCCGGAGAAGUAAUUCUCAGGUGCCGCUUCCUAAUGCGCUGCAUCGCAGACGGCGUAGCGCAUCCGCUCGAUCACACAUUUAUCGCACGGCUGACACCGACUUACCGCCGUGAGCGUCCUCGUCUGUUCUCACUUGAGCACGACAUCGUGAUUCCGAACGACUGUCUCCAGCGAUGCGGCAUCGACAUUUUCGCCGAUUCCAGGUACGAUACCUGGGUUAUGUUUACCAUUGGGGCGCGAGAAGUGAACAACAGCUGGAGCGACCCAGUCCACAAUUGCAUUUCGCCUCUCUUCUCCUUGUUCAACCAUAGCUGCGAGGCGAAUGUUGAAUGGAUCGCUGGCGAGGAUUACACGACGCUUACGAUGGCCACGCUCCGAGACAUUAAGCAAGGCGAGCAGUUGUUCGUGCUAUACGAUAGCUAUCUAGGAGAGCAGCCGCUUCGAGCUCGAAGGCGGAGGAUGCGGAAGUGGCUGGAUGCGGAGUGUCAAUGUGACCGCUGCCUACGGGAAGAGGCAGAGGCGAAGCAGACGAUAGACAAGCUAUCGGGAACUGACAGUCCCUCCGGUAUAAUGGUUGAUGGUGAUGGUGCUGGGCAGUGGGACACGGCUCCAAAGCCUGUCUUUCCGGAGGACGCAUUGAAUGGAAAGCUACACCGUCUUGACUCUGGGUCGGUUGUAGAUGGCUAG
This is a messenger RNA of Baudoinia panamericana UAMH 10762, 1515 nucleotides long. RefSeq lists its product as uncharacterized. The record is from RefSeq and is a predicted model, not a curated record. Gene Ontology annotation, molecular function: protein binding. Gene Ontology annotation, cellular component: nucleus. Bases 1 to 1515 code for a protein of 504 amino acids. The transcript has 3 exons. NCBI's taxonomy places the organism in Eukaryota, Fungi, Ascomycota, Dothideomycetes, Mycosphaerellales, Teratosphaeriaceae.